Molecule: messenger RNA, 2124 nt
Organism: Amphiprion ocellaris (clown anemonefish)
Lineage: Eukaryota; Metazoa; Chordata; Actinopteri; Pomacentridae
Product: excitatory amino acid transporter 3-like
Exons: 13
Coding region: 149-1663 (504 amino acids)
Biological process (GO): L-glutamate transmembrane transport
Cellular component (GO): plasma membrane
Molecular function (GO): glutamate:sodium symporter activity; L-cysteine transmembrane transporter activity; L-glutamate transmembrane transporter activity
Source: RefSeq, a predicted model, not a curated record
UCGAUUUGAACCAAAACGGAAGAACAUGCAUCCGUUUGAAACAAAUAGCCAGUGUUGGUUCACCUGCAGCUUUCUAGAGGAAAGCUGCCUCAAGUGUUUUCACAGCUAGCAAAAUUUAUUUUAUUCUUUUAGAUUAAACGGCACGAAAAUGGAGGAACGGCGGGGUAUACAGUUUCAAAUCGUCUCUCGCUUCAACUGGUCGAAAUGCAGGGCGUUCAUUUUGGAGAACAUUUUCAUGAUUUCAAGUGUGACAGGUUUCCUCAUGGGGAUCGUUAUUGCCCUGAUUAUAAAUGCAAUCGGCACUCCUACAGACCUUCAGAAAGAUCUCAUAUUUUUUCCAGCUGAAGUUCUGCUGAAUAUGCUUCAGGUCAUCACCGUUCCCCUCAUUGUUACGAGCGUGAUAAUCGGUGUUGCUGGUCUGAGUGUGAACAAACUCUCAAAAAUAGCUGCACGGGCAGUAAUCUUCUUUUGCCUGACCACUCUUCUGUCUGUGACUCUAGGAUUAAUACUGGUGCUGAUGAUGAAGCCUGGGGUGUCUCAAGACAGUCAGGAAAAUGUGGAAGAAGAAGAUGAAAUGAUAAUCUCCUACACUACCCAAGCUUUGAUGGAUCUAAUCAGAAACUUCGUGCCAAAAAACCUCGUCCAGGCUUGCUUUCAACAGUUCAAGACAACCGUGCAGGAGGAACGUGCCGCGCCCAAGUUUGAUCCCAACACGACGAUGAACGCCACCACGACGACGAUGGUUCUAGUGAGAGGCUAUGUGAUGGACACCAACGCACUCGGCCUGAUCGUCUGCUCCUUCGCCAUUGGUGUGUCGCUGCACCACUUGGGGAACGAUGGGAAACUCCUCCUCGACAUGAUCGUCAUCAUCAACAAUAUCACGAGGAAUGUGGUUACCUGGAUUCUGUGCUACUUGCCAGUGGGGGUCAUGUUCAUGAUCAUGAGAAAUGUUUUGGAGGUUUAUGACUGGCAGACGGCAUCCAAACUGAUAAAAUUCAUGAUUGUGGUCAUCAUUGGACAGCUAAUCCACGGACUGAUUUUUUUACCGGGGAUCUAUUUUCUUAUGACGAGACGUAACCCCUGGAUUGUUAUGAAGGGAGUUGCUCCUGCGCUGAUGACUGCGCUCUUCAUCUCAUCCAGCUCCGCCACGAUGCCCAUCACCAUGCGAUGCUGCGCACGGAGACUGAAAAUCGACCGCAGGAUCACCCGCUUCAUGAUGCCCAUCGGCACCAGCACCAACAUGGACGGAACGGCCCUUUACGAGGUGGUGGCGGCGGUUUUCAUCGCCAACCUCCACAACAUCUACCUGGAUGUCGGCCAGCUGAUAACUGUCGGAGUGAUGGCAGGAAUUUCCAGCCUCGGAGCAGCAGCGAUCCCUGCGACCGGAGCUGCAACAACUCUGUUUGUUCUGAACUCAAUCGGUCUGCCUGUGAAGAAAGCCUCCAUCCUGCUGGCGGUAGAGUGGCUGCUAGAUCGCAUCAACACAGUCAACAACGUCUGGUCAGACAGCGUCGGCGUGGCUCUCGUCUACCACUUGUCCACAGCCGAACUGGCAGAAAUGACGGAGCAAAAUGACGCGAGUGUGGCCGACAGUGAUGCUCAGCUGGAAUCCUGUCCCUCUGAGGAAGCUGAUGAGUUCACUGAUGCCAGUUCUUGUAUUUGAAUAUCUGACUCAUGUGGUUUGGCUUUUUAUUGCGUUUUGCAUUAGUGUUUAUGUAAAAAGCCACUUAAAAGUUAAGUUGUCUUUUAUCAGUCGUUUAGUUGACAAUAAUAGAUGUACAGUGUAGACAUUUGAGUUUUUAAGUUGCAGUUUCUGAAAUAUUUUAAUUGAAUUGAUAUGAUCUAAAUUGAUUGAGCUAAAUUUAUGUAAUAUAUGCAUUGUAUUGAAUUGAACUAUUAUAUUUUCCGGAUUGUAUUAUUGUAAAUAUGUAGUUUAAUGGCCCACAUGGUCAUCUUCACAGAGACAAUGUCAGCUGUCGAGGGUGUGUGUACCAUAGUUUGUUUCAGUUGACUCUGAUUAAAUAUUUUAAAAAAGAAAAAAAGAAAAAAAAACAGCUUUGUGUUUGCUUAAACCCUAUUUUUUGUCACAAACAUGUAUUAAAAGAUGACUUGAAUGUACAACAA